Molecule: messenger RNA, 197 nt
Organism: Paraglomus occultum
Lineage: Eukaryota; Fungi; Glomeromycota; Glomeromycetes; Paraglomerales; Paraglomeraceae
Source: the annotation of a GenBank genome assembly
GGUCACAUACUUGCUUCGAGUUCGGCAAACGUGUCGAACGAAACUACCGUACAGCUGCAGAAUAUUAUCAAAAGGCUGCAGCACAAGGCCAUCUCAUGGCCCAAUAUACUCUUGCUUCUCGGCAAUCAAUGAACAACCAUCAACAUGAACGAACUCGCAUCUUGCUUCCUCACCGCCCAACAAGGUCACUUACCUAA